Messenger RNA from Megalobrama amblycephala (Wuchang bream), 2247 nucleotides. RefSeq names its product perforin-1-like. The transcript is spliced from 3 exons. Gene Ontology annotation, biological process: immune response; leukocyte mediated cytotoxicity. Lineage: Eukaryota; Metazoa; Chordata; Actinopteri; Cypriniformes; Xenocyprididae. Gene Ontology annotation, molecular function: pore-forming activity; calcium ion binding. The record is from RefSeq and is a predicted model, not a curated record. Gene Ontology annotation, cellular component: membrane attack complex. Bases 340 to 2082 code for a protein of 580 amino acids.
AACUUGAACAAUUUAACAUGGGACUCAAUGAGAUUCUGCUCUCUUUUGGAGCCUGUCCCUAGCGGCCAGUCGAUGAAUCGCAGUUUAAGUCACUUCCGUAUUGGCUUCACGAGAGACUGGGGAAGGUUGCCGCUUGGGCUGGACAAGGGGAGCACAUAUGGUCAACAGUGAAAAACCUUCCAGGGCGGAACCCUGACACAUACAUCACUGCAUAUUAUUUGUACUACAAAACUUUGACACCCACAACUACACAAGCAUCAUAUGAAAUAAGCAGUUAGAGAGACAACAUAUUUCAGAUUCAGUUGAUCAGCUAACCUGUGAAUUUAAUGGUAAAGGAAAAUGAUUUUGAAGAAACCAUUAUUAAUGGAGCAGUUCCAUGUUUACCUUGUUGUUUUCUGGGCAUUGCUUCUCAUGAACAUUUCUGGAGAGGAUGACACAGGUGCAUCAAACAAGUGUGAAGAUGCUCCAUUUGUUCCAGGGUACAAUCUUGCUGGAGAGGGAUUUGAUGUUGUGACCAUGGAGCGAAAAGGAUCUUACGUGAUCAACAUGGAGAAAUGGGAUUUAGGAAACGGCACUUGUAAAUUGCGCAAGAACAGUUACAUGAAUGGAAUAAAACAGAAGCUACCAGCAGCAGUUAAAGACUGGAGGGCUUUGCCAAAGUGUUCAAUGAAAGUCGCCAGUCAGAUCUUUGAAUCAAGUGAAGCACUGGUCAAUGAUUCCUCAUCAGCACUUUCGGUCGACUGGAAAGUUGGUUUAGAUGUGAAGGCUCCUGGAGCUUCGUUCGGAAGCACUCAUUCCAGGGAAGCGAAAUUUGCAAUGACAAAAUCAAAACAAGACAAAUACAGUUUCACCAAACAUAAAGUUGCAUGCAGCUUUUACAGAUAUCGUGUAGCUGAAAAGCCUCCUCUUAAUGCAGAGUUUCUUGAAGCAAUCACAUCGCUCCCUGCAUCCUACAAUCCAGAUGCCUUCCGCAACCUGAUCACCACAUAUGGCACUCACUAUAUCAAAGAUGUCAAGUUAGGGGGGCAAAUAAAAGCCAUAACAGCCUUCAAAACCUGUCAGGCAACAUUGAGUGGGCUUACAGACACUGCAGUAAAAGACUGUUUGGAUGUAGAAGCCUCUGGUUCAUACAAUGCAGCAACUGUGAAGACAGAAAGCCAUUUUUGUAAAGAACAGAAAAAGAAGAUGGGCACAAAUCAAAAGUUCAGCACCAUGUUCAAUGAGCGCCAGACAGAGAUUAUCGGAGGAAACAUAAAUGGAGAAGAUCUGCUUUUUUCUGGUUCAUCACACCCAAAUUCCCUUAAGAACUGGCUUGAGUCUUUGAAGAGCCUCCCUGACAUUGUGCACUACUCUCUGAAACCCCUCCAUUUCUUACUGAGUACUAAACAUCCUGCCAGAAGAGGACUGAAGAGAGCUGUUGAAAAAUACAUAAUUGAAAAUGCCCUCAUGAAAGUUUGCUCUGAGUCUUGCAAGAUUGGCAGGAAGUGCAGUGCAAGAGACCGAUGUGCUUGUGUUUGUGAAGGUAGUCAAAUUAUAAAGUCUAACUGUUGUCCUGCUGAAAAAGGACUUGCCACCCUGAAAGUUUACAACCUUAGAGCCAAUGGUCUGUAUGGAGAUGUACAUACUCAAACAGAUGGUGUUGUAUUAGUUAAAUAUGGCACACAAGAGAAGCGCACUGAGAUUAUUAAUAAUAAUGACAAUCCACGUUGGCCAGAAACAUUUGAUUUUGGUCCUAUUAAGUUCAGCAUGGCUAAUUUACUAACUUUUGAAGUAUAUGAUGCAGACAGUUACUGGAACAGCGAUCCCCUCGGUAAAUGCUCUUUUUCUCUUAGAAGUGGAACUGUGCGUGACACUUGUAUUUUUAAAUAUGGUACCUUCUUUUUUACCUAUGAAGUGAAAUGUGCUCCUAGUCUAAAUGGCCCACAGUGUAAUGAACACAAAGCUUCUCCAAUGGCUGCCCCUCUGGCUGACAUUUUCAGCUCGAGAAAUGGUGUGCUGGUUAAAGACAUGCCCAGACUUGAAUCAGCUCACAAUUUAUCAAAUAAAUUCAAAAGCGCUUCUGGAAAACAGAUAAAGCUGUAGGAUUUUAGUAGGAUCUCAUAUCAGGUGUUAUGCAUUAAAGCCAUAAUCUUGCAAAGCUUGCUAAUAAUCACAUGCUUAAAAUGCUUAAGUAUAAACAUUGCUCAAUAAUUUUCAUUCCAAUUACUUGUCUUUGUAUUUUGUUUUAUUAAAGCAUUCACAAAACCU